This is a messenger RNA of Neoarius graeffei (lesser salmon catfish), 4237 nucleotides long. RefSeq names its product TLE family member 2, transcriptional corepressor c (gene tle2c). The record is from RefSeq and is a predicted model, not a curated record. Gene Ontology annotation, cellular component: transcription regulator complex; nucleus. Lineage: Eukaryota; Metazoa; Chordata; Actinopteri; Siluriformes; Ariidae. Gene Ontology annotation, molecular function: transcription corepressor activity; protein binding. Gene Ontology annotation, biological process: regulation of DNA-templated transcription; negative regulation of canonical Wnt signaling pathway. The coding region runs from base 369 to 1394 and encodes 341 amino acids. The transcript is spliced from 14 exons.
CCGAGGCUACGGACACAGAGUCUCACACAUAAAGCACGCGCGCGCGCGCACACACGCGCACACGCACGCGCGCGCCCGCAAAUCGCGAUCGGGCGACACACCGCGAGGCGGCGCGUAACCGACACCGACUCCGACACCGACACAUCACCGACACCAAAAGUAAAGCGCGGUUGUUUAUUGUUUGUUUGUUUGUUUGUUUGUUUUUCCUUCUCUCCCCCCCCCCCCGCCCUCCCCUCCUCGUGCUUUCGAGGAACGCGCGUGACGUCCAUUCGCACCAUUCGGAGCGCACGAGCGUUUCCGGUUUUCUGAGACGCGUCGGCUGAGUGAGGCUUGAGAAGCGCGCGCUCAUCAUCAUCAUCAUCAUCAUCAUGUACCCGCACGGAAGACCGCAGGCUCCGUUGGUUCCAGGCCAUGCGGGCAUGAAGUUCACCGUUUUGGAGACUUUGGACCAUAUCAAAGAGGAGUUCCAGCUCUUCCAGGCUCAGUAUCACAGCCUAAAGCUGGAAUGUGAGAAAUUGGCCACGGAGAAGACAGAGAUGCACAGGCAUUACAUCAUGUACUACGAGAUGUCAUACGGACUGAAUAUCGAGAUGCAGAAGCAGGCGGAGAUUGUGAAGCGGCUCAGCGCUAUAUGCACUCAGAUUAUCCCUCUCUUGUCCCAAGAGCAUCAGCACCAGGUGGCCCAGGCAGUUGAGAGAUCUAAGCAUGUAAGCAUGGCUGACCUGAAUGCUAUCAUCGGGCAACAGCAGCUCCAGCACCUGUCCCAUCACGCUCCAGGGUUCCCUCUGACACCGCACCAGUCGGGCUUGUCUCUCGGAGCAGGAGUUGGCCUCAUGGCCCUCCCGGGGGCUUUCCCCUUCCCUCCACAUCUGGUGCCUAAAGACGACGUCACUCACCCCGAAUCUGUGGAUCCCAGAGAUGGUGCUCCAAACAGGAGUUUUGCUGACUCGGGUGCAGUGAGUCAGUUCGUGGGUCAGAGGCUGCCUCUGCCGCUAGGUUGCUCAGCCGAGUCUGUGACAGACAGCAAAAAAAGCAGUGCAGAAGGAAAACCACGAGUUCCCACACCCCGGGACAGAGAAGUGGAGAAAAAUGAGGACAGCUUGAAACGGGACAGCACUAAAGAGAAGAGUGUGUCUCCAGCAGGAGGGUCACCCACGUCUGCUGAUGGGAAUGGCAUGGACAGCCGAAAUUCAUCCCGAGAUACCCAAUCACCUUCCUCUGGCUUCCCGCACACACACACACCCAACCAGCACAAGAGUCCCCCGCAGGAGAAAGCACGAUCUCGUUCUCCAUCUCCGUCACAUGAUGCUCCAUCUCCUGCGCCUCCUCCGCCUCCGCCUGCUUGUCCUCUGUCCUCCCCAGCAUGCGCUCCCUCUCCUCCUGUCCAGCACUAGGACCCACUCCAAUUCAUGGAGUGAGACGGGUGGGAGAUGAAGGCGGCCCUCCCUCCCUCACCCACCCACCCACCAAACCCAGCACACACUGGCUCCGUCCCAUAGUGCAACGAGGUCAAGGACCAGGUGCCUUGCCAGGGAUGUGCAUUUGCCCACCGUGUCUUGGAGCUGAACACAAUCUGCAUCCACUAAACUGCAGGACCAUGUCAGAGGCACAGCUUAACAUGCCAAUCAAUCAGCUGUUCUAGUGAUUGACAGGUCUAUCAGCCAAUCAAGCAGCUGGAGAGCUGUGGCAGAGUUGAGCAUUUUGCAGUAAGCAAGUCAGAGCAAGUCCUGUUGACCCUUGAUAACCAUGGGAAACUGAAAACCUACCGAACUAAGACAGAAAUAGACUGAGACCCUUUAACAAGUCCUGUGUCAACACCAACUUAUAACACUGCUGUGUAGCUGAACUGGAUCUUCUUUGCUGAAGAAGGUGACCUUUAUACUCUAUUGUCUUUUAUACAUUCACUUUAUGCACUGGGAGCUUGGUCAUUUUUUCAUUCCUCAUCACAACGUGCAUGAGUACAUAGACGUCUACCGGUGGAUAGAGCUGAGAUGACUGAAGACGUGGACGACACAAUAACUGUUACUUUAAAGAGACUGUAAUUUUAUAUUACUUUAUAUUUUUGUCAUUUUUGCUCAUGUCAGAAAGCACUCAUACAUGCUUCGUUCAUCUGUCACUGUUGCACAAGCUGUAGCCACUCUGCGCUUUUACUCACUCUUUAACCACUAAUGUUUAAGAUUUCAAGCUGUACUUUCAAGCCUGGUUAACUGGAGCCUCUUCUACAGCAGCCCAGAUCACCAAAUAAGCCAAACCCUCUUUUUCUUCUUCUUUUUUCCUUUCAAUUUACAUUACAUAUCAAAUCUGUAAUAAAGGAGGAUGUUCUGACUGCGGCGGCACGGUGGUGUAGUGGUUAGCACUGUCGCCUCACAGCAAGAAGGUCCGGGUUCGAGCCCAGCGGCCAGCGAGGGCCUUUCUGUGCGGAGUUUGCAUGUUCUCCCCGUGUCUGCGUGGGUUUCCCCCACAGUCCAAAGACAUGCAGGUUAGGUUAACUGGUGACUCUAAAUUGACCGUAGGUGUGAAUAAGAGUGUGAAUGGUUGUCUGUGUCUAUGUGUCAGCCCUGUGAUGACCUGGCGACUUGUCCAGGGUGUACCCCGCCUUUCGCCCGUAGUCAGCUGGGAUAGGCUCCAGCUUGCCUGCGACCCUGUAGAACAGGAUAAAGCGGCUACAGAUAAUGGAUGGAUGGAUGUUCUGAAUGCUGGCCUACCGAGAACGUAUGAAAUUUAUUUAAGUUAUUCCACGAAAUCGAGUCGUACAUGAGCUGAUAGCCGACGAGACAAAUAGCAUAGAGUUGUCUAUAAACCACGUACGACGAGAUUGAAUGGAAUAACUGUUUUAUUCUAUCCACAUUCACUGGAUUUUGAUAAACAAGGCAUUUUUGUUUUUUUGCAAAUUCGAUAAAUAAAAACUUUAUCCAAAACGUCCGACAAAAUCAUUUCCGCUUAGAAUGUAAACAAACCGGUGAAAUGACAGUAACGAUUUGUGAAAAAAUGCUAUAAUAAUAAUUCUUGAAAAAUAAAGAUACGUUCUUCCCAUCAAAUACUUUCAUUCCUUUUUUUGUAUUUUUUUGGGUUUUUUUCUUCAAGUCGAGUUUUUAUUUCGUCCUCGGUUGGUUCAGCAAAACGCGCCGCCAUUUUGUUUUUCUCGACUCACGGUAUAUGAGCUGAUAUCCUCGUAGUAGAGUAGCCAAUCAGAGCACACGAUUGCUCAUAUCCAGUGAAUGUAAAUAGAAUAAAACUACUUGUAGAGAUACUCUAUCACGUUGGAGACGUGUGUUCGUGUGUGACAGUAUUAUUAAGAGUACGACUGCAGAGCAAACACACACCCACACACACCUGUGAAUAUUCAGUAGCACUGCCACUGUUAGAUCCUGGGUUAUAAAAUGUGAGCGCGGUUAGACUGAGUUUCAGGGGGAAAAAACGUGAGCGGCGAGAACGUAAUUGUAAUUGAGGAGGAAUCCGGAUACACAUCUCUAUUGGCACUUGACAUUUUAAACAAGACAACCAUCUCAAACCAACAUUUUGUGGAAAAACACAUUAUACAUUGUAAGUAGUUUUAAUGCAGACUACUUCCUUCAAUCUUCCUUGAGAGAUCUACUUUUAUUACAUUACACUUGCCUCCGUUUUUCCAUCACGUGGUUUUCAUGGAGGUAAUGGAGUAUAAGUAGGAAGGGUAUAUGAGAUGAAUACUGUAUAUCCGACAUAGAGCACAUGGAAUGCAAGUGUAAUGUUGUUUGAUUGAUUUUUCAUUUUAAAAUGUAAUAAUUCCCCCUGAAAUUUGAUGCCAAUUCAGAUUUUUUUUUUUCAAUUUGUCUACAUGGUGUUUACUAAACACUAUCCCAAAUAAAUUUCCUCGGUGAAAAUUUGGCCUCAAGUAGAAAGCAUGGAGUCGAAGACGUAUUAUAGUACUGUCGGGAUAAACAAACAUAUUUAUUGGAUAUUAGUUGACAUUUUUCAUUCGUUUGCUGGGCUUUUUGGAAACAGUAUAUCACUGCGUGUAAAGAUUCAUGUUUGUGUACUGGUCUCUGUAUUUGUGAUACAGCUGAACUGAUUCAAAACAGGUUGGCAUUUGCAAUUGAAUCAUGUGCAUGACUCUUUUUUUUUUAUAUUCUUACUGUUAUUCAGAAAUAUUAAAUGAAUUUCCUUUAACGUUGUGUUUCUCUCUUGCACUUUUUUUCUGUGCCUGUCAGUCUCGGUGAAGAGGCCAUGGCCUCCCAAUAAAAAGACUUAACAUCUGUUU